This is a messenger RNA of Schistosoma haematobium, 1087 nucleotides long. RefSeq lists its product as uncharacterized. The transcript is spliced from 3 exons. Gene Ontology annotation, molecular function: mRNA 5'-cap (guanine-N7-)-methyltransferase activity. The record is from RefSeq and is a predicted model, not a curated record. NCBI's taxonomy places the organism in Eukaryota, Metazoa, Platyhelminthes, Trematoda, Strigeidida, Schistosomatidae. Gene Ontology annotation, cellular component: nucleus. Bases 3 to 1070 code for a protein of 355 amino acids. Gene Ontology annotation, biological process: 7-methylguanosine mRNA capping.
AAAUGGCCGAGAUUUCAAAUCGCAAAGAUGUCAUCAGCUUUUACGAUGCGGCUGCACGCAAUGAUGAAAAUAAUUCCCAUAUCAAGAGGAGAGAAACUCGUAUAUUUUAUCUGAGGAACUUUAACAACUGGAUGAAAAGCGUUUUCAUCAAUCUGUGCUGUGGUAAGGGUGGGGACCAGUUAAAGUGGUUACGCGGCGGUGUUCAACAUGUUACUUUUGUGGAUUUAUCCAAUGAAUCUAUUGAGGUUUGUCGUCAUCGGUAUGAACAACUGUGUAGAAAUAAACGGUCUGUUUUCACUGCAGACUUUUUCGUGGCGGACUGCUCAGAAGCAAUACUUCCACAAGUGCUUCCAUCUGGUGUCUUAUAUGAUCUAGUCAGUUGUCAGUUCGCACUUCACUAUGCUUUCGAGAGCAUAGCCCAGGCACGUAGAAUUUUGUCAAAUAUCAGCUCUCUGUUACAAGAAAACGGCUUUUUCAUUGCAACGAUCCCAAAUGCUUACGAACUUUUGCGGAGAGCUACCGAAGCGUUAAACAAACAUGUAGAAAAACAAGUUUCGGAAUCUGAUAUUAAAGAAAUUAAGUUCGGAAACCCCGUAUAUUCAGUCACAUUUCCCAAAGCUUCAUUCUCAAUCAGUCGAACAACAACCCAAACGGAAGAUGCGGUUGAACUGACAUUUCCUUUAUUUGGGGCAAAGUACAACUUUUUCCUGGAUGGAGUUGUGAAUUGCCCUGAAUUUGUAGUAUACCCACCGCUCUUGGAUAGAUUGGCAGCUGAUUAUGGAUUGGUACCCGUUCAUGAACCUAUCUCUUUCGCUAAUAAUUUUUAUUCUACGUUACGCAGUCGUUCAAGCCCACAAGACCCAAAGGAUUUACUUAAGAGAAUGGAGGCUUUAGAACCAUGGCAUAAAAGUAAUAACUAUCCUUGCUCAAAUGAUGACGAAUAUAUCCAUUUGAUAGAUCAUCAAAAUAGUUUGCGCAACAAUUCAUGCUCAUAUGGGACUCUUUCUAAAUCUGAUUGGGAAGUUACUUCUAUGUACUCUUUGCUGGCUUAUAAGAAAAAAAACGAAUAAAGUCUGAGUCUAUGCAA